This is a messenger RNA of Penicillium antarcticum, 2052 nucleotides long. RefSeq names its product peroxisomal copper amine oxidase. The record is from RefSeq and is a predicted model, not a curated record. Bases 1 to 2052 code for a protein of 683 amino acids. Gene Ontology annotation, molecular function: copper ion binding; quinone binding; primary methylamine oxidase activity. The transcript is spliced from 3 exons. NCBI's taxonomy places the organism in Eukaryota, Fungi, Ascomycota, Eurotiomycetes, Eurotiales, Aspergillaceae. Gene Ontology annotation, biological process: amine metabolic process.
AUGGUCCUCGACAGAUUACAGCAACUGACCCACCAGGUCAGCGCUAUAGCGCCUGCUCCUUAUCCUCUUGAUCCUUUGUCUACAUUAGAGAUUGAUUGUGCCGUUGAAAUUAUCCGCAAAGAGCAUGGCCUCCUUAACUUCAAUGCCGUCACAUUGUACGAGCCACGCAAGGCCCAGAUGAUGGCGUGGGUUGCAGAUCCCGAGAAAGCUCCGCGUCCCACCCGAACUGCUGAUGUUGUCGCCAUUGCACCGGGUGGUAAAGUCUACGAUGGACUUGUUGAUCUAGACCAGAAGAAGAUCAUUCAAUGGCAUCAUACGCCCAAUGUUCAGCCUCUGAUCACAAUGGAGGAUCUACAGGAGGUUGAACAUGUCGUCCGUAAGGACCCCAAGGUCAUUGAGCAGUGUCGAAUUAUUGGAAUUCCCAAGGAGGAUAUGCACAAAGUCUACUGUGACCCCUGGACUAUUGGAUAUGAUGAGCGUUUCGGAACUGGUGUCCGACUACAACAAGCUCUUAUGUACUACCGUCCUCACCCCGAUGACUCUCAAUACACGUACCCCUUGGAUUUCUGUCCCAUCUACAAUGCAGAGACUAAGCAGAUUAUUCACAUUGAUGUGCCACCAGUGCGGAGACCUGUGAGCAAGGCACCACCCAACAACUAUCACCCAGCUGCCAUUGAGGAAGAAGGCGGAUACCGUACCGAUAUCAAGCCAAUUCACAUCACCCAGCCCGAUGGCGUGUCAUUCCAGGUCAAAGGGCGGACAAUCGAAUGGCAAAAUUGGAGCGUACACGUUGGUUUCAAUUACCGCGAGGGCAUUGUCCUCAACAACAUCACAUUCAACGACAAGGGCAAUGUACGCCCCGUCUUCUGGCGUCUGUCACUGGCAGAAAUGGUCGUACCCUAUGGCAACCCCGAGCAUCCCCACCAGCGCAAGCACGCCUUCGACCUGGGUGAAUAUGGCGGCGGAUACAUGACCAACAGUCUUUCCCUCGGAUGCGACUGCAAGGGCGCAAUUCACUACAUGGACGCAGCAUUCGUCAACCGUGCCGGUACUAGCACCAUCAUCAAGAACGCUAUUUGUAUCCACGAAGAAGACGCCGGCAUUCUAUAUAAGCAUACCGAUUUCCGCGAUGAAUCUAUGAUUGUCACCCGUGGCCGCAAGCUGAUCAUCUCGCACAUCUUCACUGCUGCCAACUACGAGUACUGCGUGUAUUGGAUAUUCCACCAGGACGGAACUGUGCAGCUCGAGGUCAAGCUGACUGGUAUCCUUAACACCUAUGCCAUGAACCCCGGUGAAGACACCCACGGCUGGGGAACUGAGGUCUAUCCCAGUGUCAACGCCCACAAUCACCAGCACUUGUUCUGUCUACGCGUUGACCCAAACAUCGAUGGGCCAGACAACACCGUCUUCCAAGUCGAUGCUGUUCGCGGGGAGGGUGAAAUAGGCAGCGCCGAGAACAUGUAUGGCAAUGCCUUCUACGCCAAGAAGACCAAGUUCAACACUCCACGCGAGUCGAUGUCUGACUAUAACGGGUUUACCAGUCGUACAUGGGAAAUGUCUAACACCAACAAGCUCAACCCCCACAGCAAAAAGCCUGUCUGCUACAAACUGGUGAGCAGAGAGGUGCCUCCCUUGCUGCCCAAGGAGGGCGGUCUCGUCUGGAAGCGAGCUGGAUUCGCACGCCACGCAGUUCACGUCACUAAAUACGACGACGAACAAAUCCACCCAGCCGGUCGCCACGUUCCCCAGACCUCUGGCGAGCCGUCGGAAGGUCUCCCAGCUUGGAUUGAAGCCGCGGGUCCUAACUGCUCUAUUGACAACACUGAUGUUGUGCUCUGGCAUACUUUCGGUCUGACACAUUUCCCUGCGCCGGAGGACUACCCUAUUAUGCCUGCUGAACCUAUGACUCUGCUUCUUCGUCCUCGUAACUUCUUCGACCGCAACCCUGUCCUUGAUGUGCCGCCUAGCUUUGCUCGUACUCCUACACAAGUAGCCGCUGGUGCCAUCUCAUGUGGUUGCAAGAAGAGCGAUGGCUCUAGUGUCCUGGUUUGA